Messenger RNA from Panonychus citri (citrus red mite), 2386 nucleotides. Its product is annotated as glutamate receptor 1-like. Gene Ontology annotation, molecular function: glutamate-gated receptor activity; transmitter-gated monoatomic ion channel activity involved in regulation of postsynaptic membrane potential. The transcript has 13 exons. Gene Ontology annotation, cellular component: plasma membrane; postsynaptic membrane. Gene Ontology annotation, biological process: synaptic transmission, glutamatergic; monoatomic ion transport; modulation of chemical synaptic transmission. Lineage: Eukaryota; Metazoa; Arthropoda; Arachnida; Trombidiformes; Tetranychidae. The record is from RefSeq and is a predicted model, not a curated record. Bases 137 to 2200 code for a protein of 687 amino acids.
UUUUUCUGAUUAAAUAGGUUUAGUUAAAUUACAACAAAUAUUGAGUUUAAUCAAUGAAAAUUAUACCCUUGAGCUAAGGGCAGUUAAACGAAUUCAUAAUGCUACUGAUGCUCACGCCUUUCUGGCCUCUAUUGAGAUGGCUGACCCUGAAUCCCGGAAGUACGUUGUACUGGACUGUGAUGCGAUGACCGCUAAAGAUAUUAUUGUCACCCAUGUGAGAGAUAUUUACAUGGGAAGAAGAAAUUUUCACUUUUUAUUAACGAGUCUUGUUAUGGACGAUUUUUUCAAUAAACAUGUACUCGAAUUUGGUGCAGUUAAUAUUACCGGUUUCCGGAUCCUCCAAACUUACGGUGAUGAGUAUAAACGUUUCUUUCAAAGUAUCAAACUCUUGGGACUGGUCAAUAAGUCAAUCGAUGACGAGGGCAGUUUAUCUGUCGAUUCUGCGUUGAUGCUCGAUGGGACUCGAGUUAUUUUGGACACUUUGAACCGUUUACUUCGUAAAAAGCCUGAUAUUUUUCGUAACAAUUUUCGCCGUGGUCAAGUUUACAAUAAUGGGUCAAGGGGAAUCGAUUGUAAAAUGCAACCACUAAUCCCAUGGGAACACGGUAAAGAAAUAGCUCGAUACAUGCAAAAGACAAAUAUAACGGGAUUAACUGGUAAUUUGUCAUUCGAUGAAAAUGGUUUUCGUAACAACUUCAAGAUUGACAUUGUUCGUAUGACAAUCAACAGUGUCAUGACAAAGAUUGCUGAUUGGACUCCGUCCAGAAGUGUCAACUUAAUACCAACUAAGUACCAACGGAUACCCAAAGAUCAAGUAGCUGUUAAUAAGACUUAUAUUGUUACGAGUAUAUUGGAGGAACCUUACCUAAUGGUCAGGAAAGCGGAAAAGGGAGUCUCUUAUGAGGGAAACGAAAUGUUUGAAGGUUAUUGUAAAGAUUUAGCUGAUUUGAUUAGUGAAAAAAUGGGAAUCAAUUAUACGUUACAAAUUGUUAAGGAUAAAAAAUACGGUGGAAUUGAUCCUAAAUCGGAGGCAGGUUGGAAUGGGAUGGUUGGUGAAUUAAUCAGAAAGGAAGCGGAUAUGGCGAUCGCUCCAUUGACCAUAACAUCAGCUCGUGAGAGGGUUAUCGAUUUUACCAAGCCUUUUAUGUCCCUUGGAAUAAGUAUAAUGAUUAAAAAGCCCGCGAAAAAAAAUCCUGGUAUUUUUAGCUUCAUGAAUCCAUUGAGCCAAGAAAUCUGGAUGUGUAUUAUUUUAUCUUACAUCGGUGUUUCUGUUGUACUUUUCUUGGUUUCUCGUUUCUCUCCCCAUGAAUGGAGAUACGAGGAAACACUGACCGGGCCCUCGGUGACAAAUGAUUUUUCAUUAUAUAAUAGCCUUUGGUUUUCUCUUGGUGCCAUUAUGCAGCAAAGCUGUGAUGUCUGCCCUAGGUCCAUCUCAGGUCGUAUUGUCGGCGGAGCUUGGUGGUUUUUCACCUUGAUUGUCAUCUCAUCUUACACCGCCAAUCUCGCCGCUUUCCUUACGGUUGAACGUAUGGUAACACCGAUUAACUCUGCUGAUGAUCUGGCAAAACAAACGGAAGUUGAAUAUGGAGCUUUGAGAGAUUCAUCAACUCAAGAGUUUUUCAAGCGAUCUAAAAUUGCUGUUUAUGUGCGUAUGUGGGAGUUUAUGACUCAACGUCCGAAUGUAUUUGUGGACACUUACUCUGAGGGAAUAAGACGGGUUCGAGAGUCCAAGGGAAAAUAUGCUUUUCUAAUUGAAUCAACACAAAACGAUUAUGUCAAUGAACGAAAACCCUGUGAUACUAUGAAAGUUGGACGUAAUUUGGAUGCUAAAGGAUACGGGGUAGCAACACCUCUUGGAUCACCAUUGAGAGUUCGAUUAAAUUUGGAGAUAUUAGCACUCAAAGAGAACGGAGACCUGACCAAACUCGAAAAUAAAUGGUGGUAUGAUAGAUCAGAAUGUAAGAGUAAAGACAGUAAGGAAUCGAGUCAGAGUGAGUUGACUUUGGGUAACGUGGCGGGAUGUUUUUAUAUUCUCAUCGGCGGCUUAUUGCUCGCUAUGUUGGUCGCUUUUGUUGAAUUCUAUUGGCAAUCACAGAUAGAAGCAAACCGGAAGAAGGUAUCACUUUAUCAAGCAAUGAAGACCAAUGUUAAAAUAUCAAUUACCGGUGCACCUUAUUUUGAACGGAUGCUCAAUAAAUAAUCAAUUAAAAUUUGUUCAUCUAAUAUUUGAAUGGCUGAUCAUUUUACCAGAACCAAAUUAACCCAUUGAACAAUUAUUAUUAUAAAUCAAUAGUAAUCAAGUUUAUUGAAUCAUUAAUUACGAUAAUAAAAGUACAGAUUUCUUGUUGUAAAAGUCAAUAUAAUCAAGAUUCUUUUACUCCAUAAC